CAGCGCGCCACACCACGAGGCAUUUACGUUUCUAGCUACCAGUCAACGUCGACCAGACGACCAUUGAAAACAACGGUAUCAGCCUUUGUCUAUAUCAAGCCUACUGAAGGCACAAGUUAUACCUCUUCUUCAUUCAGCAAUCAGUGCAUUGGCGUGACUAACGCUGGACUCAUCCGUGGUGGUUACCACUUUGCUCACCCUGACUUGUCCAGUGGUGCCACCCAGGCUAAUUACUUUCUCGCUCACGGUGGUGGCUGGUCUGCUGACGAUAUCACUCCUCCUGGUGCACUCGAUAUCGAACACAAUCCCAGCGACAACGAAUGCUAUGGCUAUACCGCGUCCUCGAUGGUAUCCUGGAUAAAAUCCUUCUGA
Molecule: messenger RNA, 372 nt
Organism: Suillus subaureus
Lineage: Eukaryota; Fungi; Basidiomycota; Agaricomycetes; Boletales; Suillaceae
Product: N,O-diacetylmuramidase
Exons: 4
Biological process (GO): cell wall macromolecule catabolic process; carbohydrate catabolic process; peptidoglycan catabolic process
Molecular function (GO): lysozyme activity
Source: RefSeq, a predicted model, not a curated record